Messenger RNA from Oncorhynchus mykiss (rainbow trout), 4132 nucleotides. RefSeq names its product methylmalonyl CoA mutase (gene mmut). Gene Ontology annotation, molecular function: methylmalonyl-CoA mutase activity; metal ion binding; cobalamin binding. Gene Ontology annotation, cellular component: mitochondrion; cytoplasm. The record is from RefSeq and is a predicted model, not a curated record. Lineage: Eukaryota; Metazoa; Chordata; Actinopteri; Salmoniformes; Salmonidae.
GAAUUGUAUACUGUUCUUGUCAAGCUUAGAUUGACAUGGUCAAGGCCAAAUAAUAUUUGAGAAAAGCUGAAAAUCACUUUGAGCAGUAAUAAUUCUCAAAAGCAGUGACAGCCUCUGUUCCUUGUGUAAGGGGUUCUCAAACUUUUUGGGGCCGGGGACCCCUUUUGUGACAACAAAUUAACCCGUCCCAGAGCACAACUCGAGUGAGCUAAAAAUGGCAUACAAAGACUUUUACUAUGACUUUGGCAGUGCAUGGCCGGACGAACCAAGUCUCUGGUAUAGGUCUUCCUGGCCCGUCAUGCUGACCGCACAGAGGACAUGUGUCGCUCUGGCUGCACGCCGACUUCUAGGAGCUCCCUGCUCCUCACACGGAUUCAUCAACACACGCUCACAGACGCACUCCCGACAGUUUCGUACCGCAACGCCCUGUCAGGAUGAAGUGGACCUGCACCCGGAGUGGGCCAGCCUGGCCAAAAAACAACUGAAAGGGAAGAACCCAGAAGACCUGAUCUGGCGCACGCCGGAGGGCCUCAACAUCAAACCCGUCUACACUAAAGCAGACUCUGCAACGAAGCCAGACGAACUGCCGGGGGUCUUCCCUUACACUAGGGGGCCCUACCCCACCAUGUACACGUUCAGGCCCUGGACCAUCAGGCAGUAUGCUGGCUUCAGCACCGUGGAGGAGAGCAACAAGUUCUACCGGGACAACAUUAAAGCGGGUCAACAGGGUCUCUCGGUGGCCUUCGACCUCCCGACUCACCGCGGGUAUGACUCCGACAACCCCCGUGUCCAUGGCGAUGUCGGAAUGGCGGGGGUCGCCAUAGAUACCGUGGAGGACACCAAGAUGCUGUUCGACGGAAUCCCGCUGGAGAAGAUGUCGGUUUCUAUGACGAUGAAUGGAGCGGUGAUCCCGGUGCUGGCCAUGUUCAUCGUGACUGGGGAGGAGCAGGGGGUGCCCAAGGAGAAGCUGACGGGAACUAUCCAGAACGACAUCCUGAAGGAGUUCAUGGUGCGCAACACCUAUAUCUUCCCCCCGGAACCUUCCAUGCACGCCAUCGCUGAUAUCUUUGCCUACACAUCCAAGCACAUGCCCAAGUUCAACUCCAUCUCCAUCAGUGGUUACCAUCUCCAGGAGGCCGGGGCGGACGCCAUCUUGGAGGUGGCCUACACCAUCGCCAACGGCCUGGAGUACUGCCGCACUGGGCUGAAAGCUGGCCUCACUAUAGACGAGUUCGCCCCCAGGCUGUCAUUCUUCUGGGGUAUCGGUAUGAACUUCUACAUGGAGAUUGCCAAGCUGAGGGCAGGCAGGAGGCUGUGGGCCAUGCUCAUUAAGGAGAAGUUCCAACCCAAGCUGGCCAAGUCUCUGCUCCUCAGGACCCACUGUCAGACCUCAGGCUGGUCCCUCACUGAACAGGACCCGUAUAACAACGUGGUGCGUACUGUGAUCGAGGCGAUGGCUGCGGUGUUCGGGGGGACCCAGUCUCUACACACCAACUCUUUUGACGAGGCUUUGGGUCUACCAACGGUGAAGAGCGCCCGCAUCGCACGCAACACACAGAUAAUCAUCCAAGAGGAGUCUGGGAUACCCAAGGUCGCCGACCCCUGGGGUGGGUCACACAUGAUGGAGGCGCUGACCGACGAUGUCUACAACACUGCCCUAAAGUUUAUCAAUGAGAUCGAAGAGAUGGGAGGCAUGGCCAGAGCUGUGGCUGAAGGCAUUCCUAAACUACGCAUCGAGGAGUGUGCUGCUCGCAGACAGGCUCGCAUCGACUCAGGUUCGGAGGUGAUUGUUGGGGUGAAUAAGUACCGUCUAGAGAAAGAGGAGUCCGUUGAUGUGCUGGCUAUCGACAACACCAACGUACGCAACAAGCAGAUCGACAAACUCAAGAAGGUGAGGGAGAGUCGUGAUGCUGAGGUGGCGAAGAGGUGUCUGUCGGCCAUAGAGGAGUGUGCUCGUACCAGGGAGGGGAACCUGCUGGGGCUGGCUGUGGAGGCUGCUAGAGCCAGAUGUUCUGUUGGGGAGAUCACGGAUGCCAUGAAGGUUGUGUUUGGGGAACAUAAAGCCAGCACCAGGAUGGUGAGCGGAGCCUACCGCAGCGAGUUCGGAGAGCAUGAGGAGAUCUCCACAGCACACAACCGGGUGGUGGAAUUUAAGAAGCAUGAGGGCAGGAACCCUCGUCUGCUGGUGGCCAAGAUGGGCCAGGACGGCCAUGACAGGGGGGCAAAGGUCAUCGCUACGGGAUUCGCUGACCUGGGAUUUGACGUUGACAUUGGACCGCUCUUCCAGACCCCCCUGGAGGUGGCCCAGCAGGCGGUAGAUGCAGACGUCCACUGUGUUGGGGUCAGCACGCUGGCCGCAGGACACAAGACCCUGGUCCCAGAGCUUAUCAAGGAGCUUCGUAACCUCAACCGCCCUGACAUCUUGGUCAUCUGUGGAGGGGUCAUCCCACCUCAGGACUAUGAGUUCCUGUACCAGAGUGGUGUGUGCUGUAUCUUCGGCCCCGGGACGAGAAUCCCUCAGGCUUCAGUAGAGGUGAUAGACAACAUUGAGAAGAGCCUGGACAAGAUCCGCCAGGCCAUGUAGACAGAUUGCUGAUGAACAAUAUAACUCAAUAAUAGAGUGUGUGUGUGUGUGUGUGUGUGUGUGUACGUGUGUACACAGCGAUGGGAAGAAGGUGCAAACAUCGGCUUGUGAUCCCUGCACAGGUUGAUAGAAUAGCGCAAUGAGAUUGUGACAUGAAUAUAUUCAUAAUGACUGUGUAAAUUUUGUCCUAAACCACAACCAAUAAUAUACAGUUUAGUCUACAGAUCUCUUAGUCUGUCUUCAUCAGCGUUUCUCAAUCCAUUUCUGGAGGACACCCCUGUUCAUCUAAUCAAGGACUUGGUGAUUGGUUGUGUACAGUAAGUGCUGGGUUUGAAAACGUGUUCUUUCUGAGCACUCCCCUAAGGAUAGAUUGUGAAACACUGAUAUGGGGCGGCUGGUAGCCUAGUGGUUAGAGCGUUGGACUUGUAACCGAAAUCGAAUCCCCGAGCUGACAAGGUAAAAAUCUGUCAUUCUGCCGCUGAACAAGGCAGUUAACCCACUGUUCCUAGGCCGUCAUUGAAAUUAAGAAUUUGUUCUUAACUGACUUGCCGAGUUAAAUAAAGGUAAAGAAAUAAAGUAAAUAUAGACAGAUGUUUGUGAAAACUGAAAAUAUAAUAGUGUGAAAUCUGCACAGGAUAUUAUGGUAGAACAAGGAGAUUGUGGAAAUAUUCGUAAUAACUUUUAUCUAAAGUCCAUGUUAUCUAAACUCACUGAAUUUAUGUUGUCAAUAAAAAUAAUGUGAUACGUUUGCUGUAACAGCUUAAGGUUUUCCAUGGUUCAGAUGAGAUAUUGAAUCUGAUCAAUAAGAUCAUUAACUUUAACAAAACUUAUCUUGAUUACUUAUCAAUUUGGGUUUUUACUGCUGGCUAACUUCAAAAUUACUUUGCGCGUAGUAUCGCGAAGAUACACUACCGUAUGACCUUUUUAUUUAUCCAGGUAGAUUAUAGAGAAGUUGAGAACACAUUCUCUUUAACAAUAACAACCUGGCAAUAGGAUAGUCAUUUGGCAUAUUAGGUCAUUUCUCUCACAAUCAUUUUUACUUUCUCUCUUCCUUGUUCUGUGUGAAAAUGAGAAACAUGCCAGACCCUUUAACCCCAGAACUCGCCCUCAGACAAAUGGUAAUGACUAAAUUGAAUACAUUGACACCGGGAACAAAUUCUGACUUGGAAGUCCUAAGAGCAGCUUUGACCCCCAUACGUAAAUCACUUAUUAUGUAACAAUGGGUUGGAGAUUUACCUGAUUCUCACUUCUCCAGUUAGAGAUUCUAACUGAUAGAGAGAUUACCUCAAGCAGGACAGAUCAGACAUGUUAGACAAUACAAAGUGGGCCGUUGCUGGCUAUGUUACUGUAUGUAUUUGGUCAGAUAUCCUUUUGCCUUUAUGUUCAAGCUUUUGUAUUGUCUCUUAUUUUUUGAAUUGUCUGCUGGAGCUUUGAACCAGUUUAUUGGAAUAAGAGUUGAGUGCUGUGGAGACUGAUUACAUAUCCGCUGAUUGCCAUCGACUUGCUCAUGUCUCGGCUCUCGAUAACAUAAAGCUCAACAGCUCUCUC